Molecule: messenger RNA, 1515 nt
Organism: Diaporthe citri
Lineage: Eukaryota; Fungi; Ascomycota; Sordariomycetes; Diaporthales; Diaporthaceae
Exons: 1
Coding region: 1-1515 (504 amino acids)
Biological process (GO): transmembrane transport
Molecular function (GO): transmembrane transporter activity
Source: RefSeq, a predicted model, not a curated record
AUGGUACACCCGGAUUCACGAGCCUUGAAAGGGUGCACAGCAGCAACAAACUACGGAACACUGCCCAUUCGUGCCUCCGUCACUACCGCCGAGAUGGGUGCCGUGCGAAGCAUCCACGACAGCGAACAUGGGUCCGCCGCGCCGCCGCCAAGCAAAGUAGCCUCAACUUUCCGAUCCGUGCCAUUCCAGAUCCUCGUGGCAUGCGGCGUCUCCUUUACGGCUCCGGGUAUGUGGGAUGCUCUCAACAACCUGGGAGCUGGCGGAGCGGCAGAGCCAUACGCGGUAUCUGCCGCCAAUGCGCUCGUCUAUGGCCUCUUCUUCCUGGUCUGCAUCGCCGCCGGAGCAAUCAACAACCGGAUCGGCCUGAAGUGGGGCUUGGCCCUGGGUAGUAUUGGAUAUCCAAUCUACGGCGCCGGUCUUUACGUGAACAGUACCUCGGCCGUCACCUGGUUCAUGUUAUUCGGCAGUGCCCUCUGUGGUAUCUCUGCCGGGUUCUUCUGGGCGGCCGAGGCGGCCAUCAUCAUCGGUUAUCCCAGCCCGAAGGACAGAGCGUUCUACCUUGCUAUAUGGCAAACGGCAAAGGCUGCUGGUCCUAUUGUGGGAGGAGCCAUCAACCUGGGCUUGAACGCGGAUAAGUCCAGUUCUGGCUCUGUCAGUCCAUCGACCUACAUCGCUUUUAUCGUUAUCAUGUGCUUGGGUCUGCCCAUCGCCAUACUCCUGAGUCCCGCGGAGAAGGUCUGGAGAAAAGACGGCACUCGUGUGGUGACCCAGCGGGAGCCGACGUUCGCAGCCGAGUUCAAGGCCGUAUGGGACCUGCUGAGAUCUCGCCGAAUCCUCCUUCUCCUGCCUGCCUUCUUCAUCAGCUACUUUUACAACGGCCUCCUCAGCACGUGGCUCACGACAUACUUCACCGUCCGAGCGCGCGCGUUCUCGUCCUUCUUCACCAACUUCGCCGGCAUCUUCAGCUCCUUCAUCAUCGCCUCGCUGCUCGACCGCCAGAGCAUCCACAUCAAGACCCGCGCCAAGAUCGCCUUCUCCGCCAUCGUCGUCGUCCUCUCGGGCACGUGGAUCUGGGCCAUCAUCCUGCAGAAGCAGUACUACGACGCGGACCCGACCCCCGUCCACGACUGGUUCACGGGCGGCUUCGGCGCCUCGUACGCGCUCGUCUUCUUCUGGCAGUUCGCGGGCCAGGCCUUCCAGCAGUUCCUGUACUGGCUCGUGGGCCAGUACACGACCGACCUGUCGUCGGUGUCGCGGCACACGGGCAUCCUCCGCGGGUUCGAGGCCCUCGGGCAGACUGUCGCGUGGGCGAUGCAGAGCGAGGCGAAAGUUAACCAUUUUGUCAGCAUUGGCAUCAAUUUUGGCGUGCUCCUGCUCAGCGUCGCGCCGACGUGGAUGGUGCUGUCCAAGCUGGAGAAGAGCCACGAGAUCACGCGCACGGCGGCGGACCUGAGCGCGGAGUCUUUCGGCGAGGAUGCCGCGGACGGGCCGGUCAAGCAGGGGGAUGGGAAAUAG